AUGCUGAGGAGACGUAACCUUCUCACUACACUUCUGAUUGUGUUGCCAUGGGGGCUUCUUCUUACACUGUUGAAUCAGUACCCAACUACCCGCUACCUCAACCUUCUGAGAAGUAAGUGCACCAAGCCCAGCCUUACAAAGAGCUUCUUUUUACCCCAUUGCAAUUACAGUGCUCAGGGAUAAUUAAAAUACAAAUGGGAAUGUGAUGAAGGUCUUGGUGGCACUGCAGUGGGUGUUUUAUGAUUUAUUCUCUCUAUUCGACUUGCCUUAGAGGAAACAGAUGAAAACGUGAAGGCCAAAUUUCUCUUCAAUAAUAGCACACCACUCGCGAGGGAGGAUGGACUCUCAUCAUGUGCUCAGCAGCCGGCUGUUGGGGCAGCUCCAAAAGUAAUCGGGAGCUAUGUGUACUCCAGGCCUCCCCCAUGGUCAGAGGCUCUGCCUUCCAUCUUUGUGAUCACCCCUACCUACAGCCGGCCAGUGCAGAAGGCUGAGCUGACCCGUCUGGCCAAUACUUUCCUCCACGUGCAGAACCUCCACUGGGUGGUGGUGGAAGACGCUCCCAGAAGGACCAACCUAGUAUCCAAUCUGCUGGAGAAGACAGGGAUCAAUUUUACGCACCUGAACGUUGAGACGCCUAAGAGUCUGAAGAACCCUUUCUGGCUCCCAUCUCAGAAACCGAGGGGCACGUUGCAGAGGAAUCUUGGACUGCAUUGGCUGAGGGAGAAUUUCAGCACCACACCACCACCAGAGGGUGUGGUCUACUUUGCUGAUGAUGACAACACCUACAGCCUAGAGAUCUUUGAAGAGGUAUGAGACUCGAGUUUAGGGUGGUUUCAUCUUUGGGGUCCAUGACUGAGGCACAUUGGUUGAGUGCAUUGCCUAGCCAUAGUGGACAGCGUUAUUGGGGUGGAUAGGAAGAGGUGCCAAGCCGAUGACAAAGGGGAGGUGCUGGAGCUCAGUGGUAGAGCACUUGUCCUAGCCUUGGGCGCAUACCCCCAUUGGAUUCAAUGGGAUUUAUUUCCAAGUAGACAUGGUUAGGAUUGUGCUGUUUGUGCUACUGUUUUUUACAACGCUAUUGCUGUGCCCAUUAACCUGUCGGGCUUUUCAGAAGGUGGGUGCAUAGAAGGGAAGUCGGAGGAAUCAAAGUGGAAUGCUUGAGGAAUUCUCAGAGGAACGGCCAUCACAAUUUUGUUUUCUUUCUGACAAGCAGAUGCGCUACACAAAGAAGGUGUCCGUCUGGCCAGUCGCCUUUGCUGGGGGCCUCAGGUACGAGUCCCUAAAGCUGAGCCCGGCAGGCAAAGUGGUGGGCUGGAAGGUCGCAUACGACCCUAAGCGGCCCUUUGCCAUCGACAUGGCUGGCUUUGCCAUCAGCCUCAGGCUGAUCCUGGAGAAGCCUCAGGCCACUUUCAAGCUGGACGGAGUGAAAGGAGGUUACCAAGAAACUAGCCUGCUGAAGGAUCUGGUUACGAUGGAUGAACUGGAGCCCAGAGCCGCCAACUGCACAAAGGUUAGCAUGGCCAAAAUGUUUGUGCAACAGCCUUCCCGCACACCCCGCCAUCCACUUCCACCAUGGAAGGUGCCUCUCAUUUGAGAUUAUGCAGGCCAAAGGUGGAUUUGGGGGAGAGCGUCCAGUUCUGUUGCAUUGGGCACAGAGCUUCUGGGGUACCGCAGAUGGUGCCAUAACUAUGACAUCCAACGGAAGGCAGGGGGUUAGGACUGGAUUUUGGCGUCACCCACAGGGGUGCCAAUGACAUUUGAGACACCAAGGUCUGCCACUGGGUAGGCACCUACUGCUGAGUGUUUCCAGCAUGUUUUAGCAUCUGACUGCAAUGAACAUUAAAGUUUUACUGAUAUUUUAUGAAAUGUCUUAUGGCUCAACAUUCUGUGGCUACAGAGUGUGCUUAGUCUUCCUUUGGGAUGUUCCCAAACACUGGGGUUCCGCCAAGCCCUCCGUUCCCCCUCCCUCUUGUGAAAAUAUGGGGGUUGUUUGGUUACAAAGGGGUCAGUGCUCAUGGAAUUGUUCGUUGGUUUGUUUCAUAUUCUGCUUGAUUGUAAAAAAAUAAAAUAAAAACCCACCUCAAAGCAGUUUACAGAAAGAUAAGCAAUAAAAUAAAAUUACAAGCCUAAUUUAAGUACACAGUUAAAAAACUAAAACAGAUUAAAAUUACCUCAACUCAGAUGAAUCCCACAUUAGUAGGAGUGAUUGUUAUUUAAUUGGGGGUUUUUUUGUUUUGUUUCAUCUUUUAAAAGGGAAGGUUUUUGCUUUGUUUUGUGUUUUGUUUUAAUUAUUUACUUGGUGUUUUUAUCUUAUAUUUUAUUCUGUGAACCGCCCUGAGAUCUUGUGACAAAGGGCGGAAUAUCCAUUUAAUUCAUUAAUUCAUUAAUAGAAAGAGCAGUAUCAACAUGCCCUUCCAACAAGGCUUGCAGCUCCUAUCGAUGUAUACAUGUUCCAGAGAUUUUUCUGUUCAGACAGUAUAGUUCUGUUCAGAUGUAUAUGUUCCAGAGGCUUCACGGAUGGCUGCCAUGCAUAUUUGCCAAUAUUUGCCUUCAGGUUCAGCCAUGACAUCCUAAUAAGGUGCACAUUCUCUCCGUAGGUCUUGGUUUGGCACACGAGGACGGAAAAGCCAGGACUGGGAAAUGAAGGCAAAUACGGAUUCACAGAUCCAAGGAUGGAGGUGUAA
Molecule: messenger RNA, 2681 nt
Organism: Podarcis lilfordi (Lilford's wall lizard)
Lineage: Eukaryota; Metazoa; Chordata; Lepidosauria; Squamata; Lacertidae
Source: the annotation of a GenBank genome assembly